Molecule: messenger RNA, 1033 nt
Organism: Calypte anna (Anna's hummingbird)
Lineage: Eukaryota; Metazoa; Chordata; Aves; Apodiformes; Trochilidae
Product: dual specificity protein phosphatase 13-like
Exons: 4
Coding region: 19-720 (233 amino acids)
Biological process (GO): negative regulation of MAPK cascade; protein dephosphorylation
Cellular component (GO): cytoplasm
Molecular function (GO): MAP kinase phosphatase activity; protein tyrosine/serine/threonine phosphatase activity
Source: RefSeq, a predicted model, not a curated record
CCAGCUCAUCUCCUCGUGAUGGCAGCACCCCAGCACCCUGCCCCAGCUCUGUCCCUGCCUCCCAGCAUGUCUGGGGCAGAGGGGCUGGGCCCUGGGGGACCCAAAGGCAGUGGGACUUGUAUGGAGGAUGUCCCCUCCCUUAAAGAAAUCGAGCAGCUCCUCAACACCGGGCGGCCUUCUUGCAACCAUGUGGAUGAAGUGUGGCCUAACCUCUUCUUAGGAGACCUAGUAACAGUUCACAACAGAUUUGUUUUGUGGAAGAUGGGUGUGACCCACGUUUUAAAUGCUGCCCACGGCACCACAUACAGCCAGGGGGGCCAAGACUUCUAUGGAGCAACCAUUGCUUACUACGGUGUCCCGGCCCAUGACCUCCCAAGCUUUGACAUAAGCCAGUUCUUUUUCUCUGCUGCCCAGUUUAUCCACAACGCCUUGAACACCCCAGGAGAACAACUAUUUCCAAGAAGUGGAACAAUGAAACAAGUGUUUCUGAUAUCAGCUAAAAUUUUGGUACAUUGUGCAGUUGGAGUCAGCAGGUCAGCUGCCUUAGUCCUAGCUUAUCUCAUGAUAAAUCACCACCUCCCACUGGUUGAAGCCAUCAAAACAGUGAAGGAACAUCGCUGGAUUUCACCCAAUCGUGGCUUUCUAAAGCAUCUGCAAACUCUGGAUGUUCAGCUACGGCAAAAGAAAGGCUCAGAAAAGGCCUCUCAGAAAGGCUGCUGAGAGGGCAAACCAGUUUACAUUCCCACCUCUGAGUUUCAGCCUCUACAGCCAUUGUACAGAUGUUGGAAAAAAAUGAAGAAAAUUUAACAUCAAAGAAAAAAAAAAAGUCAACAGAACUAUAAAUUGAUUAACUCUGAUAGCCCAGCUCCUCCUCCAAGAGCAGCACAACCAACAUCAGCACUGUGUGCUGCAGAGCUGCUGGUUUGUGCUGAGGCCAGAGGCAAGUUCAAUAAUUCCAUCUAGCUGCACAGGAUGUUUGAGUCCCCUUUCCUUGGGAAUGGAACAUAACCAGCUUCCUCAGUUUGAUUCCAGU